Anopheles arabiensis is the source of this 12593-nucleotide messenger RNA. RefSeq lists its product as uncharacterized. Gene Ontology annotation, molecular function: protein binding. Gene Ontology annotation, cellular component: ciliary inversin compartment. The transcript is spliced from 7 exons. The record is from RefSeq and is a predicted model, not a curated record. The coding region runs from base 5525 to 10465 and encodes 1646 amino acids. NCBI's taxonomy places the organism in Eukaryota, Metazoa, Arthropoda, Insecta, Diptera, Culicidae. Gene Ontology annotation, biological process: protein localization to ciliary inversin compartment.
UACACACACACAUUGUUAAAUCAACAUAUAUACGCAGCUGGAUAAAGCGAAAAACGGGAGAGGAUACACGAAAUCAGCAGCGCAAAACAGUGCGGACAAGAAAGCAGAUGUACAAGAUAACGUGGAUUCGUGAAAUAAGAAAUAGAUUUUUGGAACAAGGCGGAAAGAAAAAAUCCCAUACAGCACACAGAAAAAAGUACCAAAACACUGAGGACUGCGAAAAUUGUUGCAAGCGGAGGAGAGAAUGGACAAAUGAAGGAGAGGAAAGGGGAGGAAGGAGGGAAAUAUUCAUCAUCUUGUUUUCCAUCGCCAAGCUCGCCGGGCGUAUAGCUUCGAGUGAAAUAAAUUAUUCAUUUUGCUCUCCUGCCGCCUGGCCGGUUGGUGAAUUGGUGAAUGGAAAAUAGCACCAUAUGUACAAAAGGACGGGACGGGGGGAGAGGACGAGGUAGUGGAAAAAGCGCAAAAUAGGAUUUGUCAUGUCGGAGUUGGUCAAUGUUGUUUGCAUCGGACGGAGAUACAAAUCUUGCUGAUGGACAAUUCUGGCCGAAACCAUGCUCGGCGUGUGUGUGUUUUUCCGUGAUUUAUGGUGCUGCGCGGUUGCUGCGGUGGAGAAGAUUGACUACCGUCUCCCAAUGCCAUAAAAGCUAUGAUGUGAUGAAGGUGAAUAAUUAAUAGAAUGUGCAGCAAUGAAGCUUGCGUUUCGAUACAGUAUGUGUGUUUGUGUGUAGCUUUCUUCGCUUCGGAUGAGCAGAUAACAUUGUGAAAGGAAAAUCAGGUUAACGAGGUCUCGCAAGAAAUACACGCAGCGUAAUAAGACUAUUAUUGUGAUAGGUGGUAUUAUUUUCCACAGGAUGAGACAUUAUCAAAAUGAAAAUAAAACCAGUUCAUAUAAAUGACACGUUGCUUGAGAUAUGUGCGCUUUGAUAGAAUAGGCAUCGUAACCACAGUCAGCGUGCCUGUACGUCAUUUGCACAGGUCGCAGGCUUUAUUGCAAUGCCAGUUUGAAGGGUGUUUACGCUAUUUUUCCACCGAACGAAAGUAACACUACACGUCUCGAAAUAGGUUCCCGUCAUGGUUUUGCAGAACAAGCACGACACUAUCGAAAAACCAUACCCACACCAGAAAGAUCAAAGGCUAAUCUGACGGCAGUGACACGUGUUUGAAUUCUCGAAAAGGUUAUUGCAGACGAAUGGAGCGCUGGAGCGCGCAUGGUGCUUGAAAAUAGAGCGCACCGUUUGGAUCGUAUUUUAUCGGGGCCACCGAAUGUCACCGCGGCUGGCGAGGACGGUUGCAAGCGAGCAGAGCUCUCGUUCUGCAACCCAGAAGCCAUGAUAAUCUGCUGUUGGUGCAUGGUUCAAAUUUAAAGCAUUACCUCUGUGGGAAGCCGCUACGUUUUACAUUCCGCAGCUUGAUUGUUGAUAGCUGGUGCGAUGCUCCCGACGGAAAUGAUACAGAAGAAACUGCUGCUCACUGAGUUAUUCCAUGAGUUGUGUAAAUAAAUACUCUUGAGGAAAAAGCAAAAAAUGAAAAAACGAACGCAGACGCAAGUUUAAUGGAGAAUUUUCCUGCACAAAAUAAUGCAAGCGCUCUAGCAGAUGCUUCAUUCUUGUAGCUCACUUAGUAGAAACUCUCGCUUGUGGGUGCUUUUUUGUAGCUUCAUCUUCUGCUGGCGCUGCCAUUGCUGUGGAAUGUAGUGAACGGUAAAGGUAGUAGCGUUGGAAUGGAUCGGUACUUUCUUACGCUUAAAAACUUGGCAGCAGCUUUUUUCCCUUUCUUCUCACGCUCGAAAGCUUAGCGCACCUUUCACUAGCUUCAUUUUCUCGCUCGAAAACCCGAUCCUCUUUCAGCGUAUUUGACACAAGAAUGGGAGCACAAAAAAAACUAAAAACAUAAUGGGAAUUUAUUAAAGAUUUACAGCAUGUCUACCAUUCAACGUUCACUCAUGAACAUGCCGUGCUUGGUCGGCCAAGGGGAGGGGAUGUGGAGAACAUUUUACGCAAGGAUGUCGAAACAUUUAGCUUUCAUCUUCGGAGCGAGAAAAUUAGAACGGAGAUGAUGCAAGCUUUCGCCAGCUCUCGGGCGGGGUUUUUUUUCCCGGGAGUUUGCUUAUUCCACGCGCUUCGUACUUGAUUGGUCCUUGUGCGGCUCCGGCUGCGAGUCGAGUGGCCGGAGCAGUUUGGUGCGGAUCGCAUUUCGCUUAAUCUGUUCCGGAUAGUAGUGGCUCAUGCUCAUGCUCAGUGCCCUUUUUUGUUGUUGUAAAGACUCUGUUCCUCAUGUACGCUUUCGGUAUGCUUCGGGGGAAAAAUGAACCGAUGGAUUAAUACAUUUGCUGGAAUUUAAUAACUUAGUUUUUUCUUCAAUCGAUGCUUUACUGCCCUUUCGUAAGGGAUGCUUCCGUACUGGUGUACUCACUGAUGUUCCUCACGGUGUAAUCGAAGGGACCGGUAUUGGGUCCACCGCUUGUAGCAGGAAGCGAGCAAAUAUGUGAAGCUAGUUAUUAAAAGCUAUUGAUGUAGUAAAACGGAUCAAAUGAGAAUCACUUCCUGUGCCCUGAGGAGGAGUAGGACGGGAAUAAAGUAUUUGUAAUUUGAAAGAGUUUGUGUCAUUGUCUGUUACACAAUUUGAUGGAAUGAGUCGGUUGAACAAGUUGAAAGCAAUGCCUUCAAAUCGUAAUACUAUCACUCCUAUCACAAAGCUACUUUCCUUGCAGAGAGCCACAAGUAGUGAAACCAACCAACGACGGACAAUACUAAUAAACAUCCGAUCUAAUUGUUUGCUAAUUGUGAUCGAUAGCUGUUGGAUCAGUUGCAUUUGCGUUGCGACCGUAAGAUAUCGUUUGUAUCGAUUCAUAAUUUGCUCUCCAGCUCGGCGAACGUACUGUGCAGCGUACAGUGUCACUUGUAAGCCACUGAAACGUGCACGGACAUGGACCAUCCAGAGGACUCAACUCGAUCGACUUCCGGCAGUUUGCUCUCCCUGAGUCUCUUCAGCCAGUACAGCAGAAAUCGAAUCCAGCCAUCCUUCCCGAAACCCCACUACGGCUGAGCCGAACGAGAAGCAUGAGCUGCCAGCUAUCGAAUAACGCAGACUGUGGGUUUGGGAAAGUAAGAACAGGCCAGCAUAACCAUCCGGCUCAAACAUAAUCCAUCCAUCGAUUAAUUAAUGUAUCUGGUCGAUUACUGGUCGUGAUACGGAAAUAUGAGUGGGCUCGUUGGUUGGGUUGCUGGAGUGAAGUUCGUUUUGUGAUCUUUGACCAUCUUCAAACAAGCAGAGCAGAGAGUGCACGGAUGUUGGCGGUACAAUGGUUGCUCGAUGCAACUAGCUCAAUGCUGUCUAUGGUAGACUUACCGAAAUACGCCCCACUUAUCCCGCAUUACUUCGAUCGAAGUCCGAAACGAAUAUUUGAGAGGAAACAACAAAACGAGGGCUGUAAAAUUGCUGUGCACUGUAGUGGCACAGUUCCCGAUCGGCAACGGCGCAGCAUUAGUGUAGUCUCCAGUGAUUUAUCACUUCCUGCGGGAAGUCCGCCGGUGUCCGAGGGUUUCUGGUACCAGCGCCUGCGGUCGACCUGCUAUUUGGGCACCCUUGAACGGUUUGCAUAAUGAAGCCUACACCUCCGGGCGGGGCUAUGUUUUUGGAGAGCAAACAAGGCUACGUCGGUGCUCGGCGUGCUCGGGCAACCGGGGCACCGGAGCUGUUGAAUACACCUACCCUGAAUAUAGGUUAAUUGCCGGUACACAGGUUUAGCUUUUGUCGCUCCGCAUCUUGAUGGGCCGAGCGCCUGGGCCUGUUGGGUGGCCCGCUCUAAUCGGAUGCAUCGAACGGAACACUCGCCGGACGGAUAGCCUUGACUCCCUUUUCUUAAUCAGUGCCUUGACGAUGGUUUCGGAAUCAAUAUUUAUGUAGCACACGUGCACCACCUGACAGCCGACAACCAUUUCGUCCACCGUGGACUAACUGCGGGCUAGAGCGCGUUACAUCACGGCCUCAAGGCAGAAUGUAGAACAUCCCUUUCCCCCUUUGCUGCUCGCCAAAAGUGUAACAUAUUUCAACCACGGUCGAAACAACGAGACCACUAAUGGGGCGAAGGAAAGGAGUAAUUGUGGGGAGGGAGUGUCUGCUGUCAUCAGCACAAAUCCAAAUGGCGCUGACGUUCGCGCUACAGACCCAGUCCACAGUGAAGCGAAGUACGGCAAGUUGUAAACCCGGUGGCAGUGCAUACUAGCGGUCCUUGAGCUGGUUUGAAUGGGGGUUGGAGGUGGAGGGAAAAGAGCGCCAAAUAAUAUCUGAUCGCCAUCGAUAAUGAUGAUAAAUUAAACUCGUAGUUAAUCGACUGCGAGAACUUGCGAAGCGUUUCUUACGCUACUGCCGGGCUAGCAAUAGAACGUGCUCUCGUAAGUCUCGCCUUGGCUCGUGUGGCCGCGCGGAAGAGACAUGGAAGUCGGCGGUGGUGGUAAGCGCGGUCGUAAAAGCACACGAAACCCGCCGGAAUGGGAAAACGGACGGUAUUAAUUACAAUUUGCCGAAGAAAUGGUGCUUGCAGUGCUCGCCCGGCGGUGGGUUUAGGAUGCUGUUCACACAUUUUCGUAGUUGAUUGAUGUUCUCUGGUGUGGGAUUAUCUGUGCAGCUAGUGGAGCUUACGCGCAGAUACAACUAGAAGGUCAGUAGUGCAUUAAAGUGUUGAAAGUUGGUUGCAUACUAUUGAAGAUAAAUUGUAAUUUUGAUGGAAAUAGAAAGCUUACUACUGUUUAUAUGGGGAUAUCAACAAGACGAUUUAUUGGAUGUACUUUUACUGUAGCUACGUCAUCGUAAUUAAAGGCAUUAUUUUGUUCUAAAAUCAUAACCCUUAUGUAAACUCUUUUUGUAACAAGUAUAUCAAGUUUUUACUGGUGCUGAUACUGUAUAUUUUUACAAACUGUUUCGCCUUCAGGGCAGUUGCAUUUCCCAAUCCAAGGUUUCAAAUUGAUGUGAUACGUUCUAGCUAUGUAUAACGUGUGGAAAGCUUAGAAUUUGCACUUCCUUUUUGCGGUAUUUAAAAGGAAUUACAUCUAUUGCGAUGAAAGUUUAAGAGUGUUUACAUGCAAGAAUAAAAUUCUUGUGAAAUUUUUUGUAAGUUAUUCUGAAACAGGCGAGUAGCUUCUUUAGUUAAGCAUUUUAGUUAAAAAUAAGACCGACAAGAAAGUGUAGAACUAAUAACCGUGUACAGAACCAGAAACUCUAAACGACUGAUAAAGCAUCAGUCGUAAUAGUGCCUUUGCCAGGGAUGCACAUCAAACGUCCCACAAAAGAAGGGUCAGAUUGUUGCCGUUUACAGUGCAAUUAGGUAAUUAUUUCUUCCUACGCUGCCAUCUCCUUUCCCACCCAAUUCCCAUUUCGCAUGAGCAUCCUAAAUGGAUAGGGACGGCACCGGUGUGCGUCGAACCGGUGUACUGCAGUGCGUGUCCCGUUCCCAGCGUGCGUUAGGCAGCAACGGUGAGGCAGAAAAUGAAAAGUGCCUGCCCGCCUGCGGUAGCAGGGGCGAUAAAUGGAGCCGCGAAGUGAACCCCGAACCCGCCGGGCCGGUUCGCCAGUGAAGGUGAAGAAAAAGUCCACCGCCAAGCACACGGUCAAGUUUAAGGACCAGGCACGGGACGACGUGCUGGUGGUGACGGUCGAGCCGCCGUCGCCGUCGCCCGGCUCGCCCGAACCGUCGCCCAAGACGGCCGUAACGUUUGCGCUUCCGCCGAUCACGAGCGUCUCGUACCAGCGGCCCAAAACCGGCGGUGAAAAGCCCCCGACCACCGAUACACGUGCGCUUCCGAAGGAGAAGGAUCUAACGAAACGGACGGCAAAACCGGCCGACAGCCAGCGGCUGGCCGAGGGAUGUACCUCGCUAAUGUACGCCUGCCAGCAGGGUCUUACCGGUGAUAUAUUGAAGGAGCUGCGACAAAAGCCCAGCGCCGUACAUCGACGUGAUCGGAGCAACAAAAGUGCCUUACACUACUGCAGCAGUGCGCAGGAUAUUGCUGCGGCCGCGAGCGUCGCCAUGGUAGCGCCCGAGUUGAUCGAGUCCGCGGACGAGGACGGAUUUACGCCGCUGCAUCUGGCGGUAAUACAGGGAAACCUGCAGCUGGUCAAUCUGCUGCUAGCAAACGGGGCGAAUGUGAACGCACUCGACAACGAGGGACACUCGGUGGUGCACUGGGCAACCGUGUGCGGCGAGGUGGAGGCACUGCGCGCCGUCCUGGCAGCCGGCGCGGAUGUGUCCACGCCGGACAUUAACGGGGGCAGCCCGCUGCACUAUGCCGCCCAGAUGUGCGGUGCCAACUACGAGGGCAAGACGGCACGCGCCUCGGCCAAGCUGGCGCUCGAGAUACUGAACACGCUCCUGAACCAUCCUGAUACUUCGGUGGAAGUAGAGGAUAAGGAUGGCCGACAACCGCUGCUGUGGGCUGCAUCCGCCGGCUCGGCCAAGGCUGUGCUGGCUUUGAUAAAAGCUGGGGCUCACGUCGAAAGUGCCGAUAAGGACGGACUGACCGCACUGCACUGUGCUGCAUCGCGGGGCCACACCGAGUGCAUCGAUACGCUGAUCAACCUGUGCGGCGCGCACACCGACCAGAUCGACUCGAACGGCUGCACGGCGCUGCACUACGCGGUUACGCUCGGGCAUGCCGAUGCGACGUCGCUGCUGCUGAAGCUGGAUGCCGAUCCGAACCGGCAGGACCGGAAGGGCCGCACGCCGGCCCACUGCGGGUGUGCAAAGGGCCAGAUGGAGACGGUCAAGAUACUGCACGCGAAGAAGGGCAACCUGUGGCUGCGGAACGCGAAGGGCGAUCUGCCGGUGCACGAUGCGGCCUGUUCCGGCCGCCGCCAGCUCGUCCAGUGGCUGAUCCAGAUGAAGCCGAAGCACAUCAACACAACGAGCAACGACGGGCGGACGCUGCUGCACAUUGCCGCCGGGCACGACAACGUGGACAUGUGCAAGCUGCUGCUGGAGCUGGGCGCCGACGUCAAUCUGCUGUACCGGCCGUCGUCGAAGGGGGCGCCACUAACGCCGCUCGAUUACGCGCUGGCCAAAGGGUACCGGUCGACCGCCAAGUACCUGCAGAUGCAGGGCGGCCUGCCAGCGAACAAGCUGCGGCUGUCCGGGCGCCAGCAAAAGAUCCUGCCCGACAUUGAUCGGGUGGAGCCGCUGAAGCUGACGGAGAAGGAAGAGCUGAUCGAUCUGAAAACGUCCAAGCGGUACAUCGUCUAUCUCAACUCCAACUCGGACAGCGAGUCGCAGGAGGAUCGGCCGCACCGGAAGAGCCGGCACAAGCGAAAAGGCAGCCACCGGGGUCGCCGCACGAGCAGCUGCAGCGAUACGGUGUACCUCUACCGGGACGGCUCGAACGACAUCAGCCGGUCGCGCAGCAAUGCGGAGCUGCAUCGCAGCGAUCAGCGCACGGGCAAGCAUCGCCGCAGCAGCAGCUCAUCGUCCGCCAGCACGAGCGGUUCGUCCUCGGACGGCUGCUGCCGGCACGUGCGCCGAAAGCACAAGUGCUACAAGAAGUGCUCCUCCAAGCGGUCCCACUCGCGCGACCGACACAAGGACCGCGAGCGGGAGGAGACGCGCGACGCACCACUGCCACCGGACGCGCUGAAGGAGUACGAGUUUAAGUACGCGGAGAAGAAGGAACCGGGGCCGCGCAAGCCGGGCGAGCGGUGCGGCAAGAUCAUCCUGAAGCAGGUGCACAGCGGCUCCUCGGAGAAUGAUUCCCCCGCGAACGGAGGUGGUCGGGCGGGACCGGGGCUAAAGUUUUCCUCCGAGCGGCGCGAAACGCAUCUCGGGCUGCCCGUGCAGCUGCAGUACGGUGGCGCUGGUGGGUUUGAUGCUUCCGGUGGUUUGAGCGAUUUUUUAGACGAACCCACGUCACCCCGAACGCCACCGCGGGCCGAGUUUAACAUCCGCAAAGAGUCGGACGCGAAGAGCGAGGGCAAGUCGUCCGACUCGAGCACGACGAAGAAGAAGAAGGUUAAGGGCACGGGCAAGAAGUCGAAGCUGGCCAAGACGGCCAAAAAGUCCGACUCGCCCAGCGAGGAGGAGCAGGCGAAAGUGCCGGCACCGGUCACCGAGGUGGUGACGCAGGCACAGGUGCACCCCGCGCCCGAAUCGAUGUCCAAGUCGACGGAGGACGACGGUGCGGCCACGGACGCCACGUACACGAUCGAGCAGCGCACCCGGUCGGACGUGGAGGGACUCAGCGAGACGGAAGAGCGUAGCGCGAAAGGGGCACUACCGCGCGUAACUAGCAAACCGAUGGCGGAAACGAUCCGCGAAGAGGUGCGCGAUGAACACGCGGUAGAGAUGGCGCAACAGCAGCAGCAGCAGGCGGUACGCAAAGAUCGCUCCAAGCUCAAAUCCGCCAAGAGUGACAGCUCCAAGAGCCACUCCAAGUCGGAGUCGUCCGAUAAGGAAGCGUCCAAAGUGCAGCAGAAACCGCCGGCACUCCCUUUAGAGGAACCGCCGGCCGCCCCGCCGGCCCCUCCUCCAUCACCUCCUCCGUUAGCGAAAGAGCCGACACCUGAGCCGGCACCCGAACCCAAGCCUGAAGCAAUCUCCGUCCCAGAACCGAAGCCGGAACCACAGCCAGCACCACUGCCACAGCAGCUAGAACCACUGCCCGAGCUGGUGGAGGAGCGGACAGAACCGACGGUCGAGUCGCAAGCGCCCCAAGGCCUGGAAGUGGACCGAGGCGGUGGAGGCGGCCCGGCCGAAGAUGAGCCUUUAAUAGCGGAGGAAUCACUGCCGCCACUGGUAGAGCCGGAAGAACCUCCAGCGCCGACGAAGCUGGAAGAGGUACAGAAAAGCACACCGGAGGAAACGAGCGAAAGUUCACCGUCGAAAUCGAGCGAAGAGACGGAACCGACAUCGGUCGUGCAGGAAGUCCCCGAGAAGGAGGAGCAAAAACCUGCCCCAACACCGGUGGUCGAGGAGCCACCGAAGGUGUCGGAAGUGGUGCCUCCGGUGGUGGAAAAAGCGAAACCGCAAGAGCCCGCGAAAGAGCGACCCAAGCUGCGCCGUUCGAUGGAGUCGAAGAUGGAGAGCGUUGAGGAGGUGACAGCUCCGGUACCGGCUGAGCCAGUGCCGCCACCGCUAGACCAGGCAAAGGUCGAUCAGACGCGCGGGUUUUUCGUCAGCCUGGACGGUACGGCUGAAGAUGACGAGAAGAAGAAGAAGAAAAUCAAGAAGAAACCGCGCCUGAAGGAGGACGAGCAGCAGGAGCAGCAAAGCAGCAAGGAUCAGGACUCGGGGUUCGAGCCGAGCCCGCAGGCGGUACGCAGCAAGCCGACCGUGUUCGAGCGCCCGACCCACACGGCCACCCUGCCGCGCCGGGCCGCCUUCUCGAUGGUGGAGGAGCGGGCGGCCAGUUCACGGCCGGAGGGCCGCAAACCGGGCGACAAGAACGCCGUCAACAUGACGACCGUCCAGCAGUCGAUUCAUCGUAACAUUCGAAGAUAUUAUAUGGAAAGAAAAAUUUUCCAACACUUGUUAGAACUGAAAAGUUUGCAAAUACGGUCGACGAAAGUGAACGAAUCGGUGCUGGUGAAGCGGGCCGUCGACGAUUACCACAAGUCCACGAUCGAGCUCGGGUACGAGACGGGCAGCACGCUCAAGCGCUACCCGUACACGGAGUACUCGUUCCGGAACUUUGAGCUCUUUCUGUACGACACGCUCAAGAGUCUGCAGAAGCGCGAGACGUACAAUUUCCAGAACAUCUCGGAGGUGUACGAUGAGGCGGAACGAAGGCUAAGCCCGGACGUGAGCCGCUACGAGCGUGCCCUGAACUGCACGACCAAAACACACCGCUGUCUUCAUGCGACCCACGCCUACACAGGCAUUCCCUGCGCUGCGUACAUACCGAUGAUGAACCAUCACACGAUACCGAAGCUCGGCUUCGGGCCGUACAAAUCGAGCACGUCCGGGGUGGGCAGCUUUUUCUUGCCGAAAAUCCUAACGCACCCGACGGACCGCAGCUGCACCGGAGGGAAGGUCGCACUCGAGCUGACGCACGGGAACAGCAAGCAGGUCAUUACACUGCCAUCGGAGAAGCUCGAUAGCAAUAAGCGUUACUAUGUUACGUUCACCCUAAAUCCGGACGGCACCACUGACGGUGAUACUCGUUGUUCAUCCACAGGCGACCCCGACCCUGGACGAGCAGCAGCAGCAGCAGCAGCAACAUCAGCAGCACAACCGCAGCAGCAGCAGCAACAGCAGCACCAGCGCCAGUCCCACGAGCAACCAUCAGAUACUGAUGCCCAAGAUAACGCUCACCCACAACGAAGUCAGCAGCAACAGCAGCACCAGCAACCUCAUCCUUCCCCAGUCGCGGAACGGCAACGGUCACCGGCUGUUGAGCCACAGUCGCAGUCCCGUGCCCUUCCCACAGUAGACGAGCGACGAUCCGGUGGUACCAACAGCCCGCGAGGCGCAACACCCGCCUAGCGCUCUCGGUGGGCCGGAAAGGUCCGUUCGCUGGACGACCUGGUACAAUAUUUAAACCGUACGGCGGUUGGGCUAGGAGCCAAUGAGAUUCCGGCACCGAGUUUUGAACCCGGACUGGAGCAUUGGAAAUUUGGAGGGCUUACCCGUAUGUGUGCGCGCGCGCGCGCGCGUGUGUGUAUGUUGUUUUUGGCUGUAAAUAUAUGACACUCUGUCUGUAGGCUCUUCCCAUGCCCAUGGGUGGGCCACGUAACGCUGUGCUGUCUGUUUCGAGUACCUUCCACAAGCAAAACUAAGCGAGAGAGUAAAGAAAGCAAACAAGAAACGAAAUCGUUUUCAUUCAACUUUCCCCGUUCCACUCAUGUGUGUGUGUGUGUGUGUUUUUCUUCUGUUUUCGUUCAUGGCCACUUGAAGAGGUCUGCCGAGCUGUACCACUGCUGGUAACUGCUGAGAAAGUAGACGAUAAUGUGAAGUAUUCUGUCGGAUUUUGUGUUUUAAGGGUCGUUAGCAUUAAUGAUCGUUCCUUGACCUGCGAGUGGUGGCAAUCACGUUCGUUCGUUCCAUGUCCUUGAGAGGCUUUAGUGCGUGUUUGAGGUUGAAGGUCAGUAUGUGACCCAUUAUACUUGGCGGAGUUCUUAGCCUCCCGGCCAAGCGUGCCCGAAUGUCCUUGACCUAAAUCGAAACUAAUUACAGCCUAUUUCACCCUUUUUUCCGUACACUUUCCCAUGCCUUCAAAGACUUUUUUCCCCAAGAAAAGGGGAACUAAAAUUGCAUACAAGCGGUGUUCCGAUAGUGUUCCGCAAAGCUUUCAGUCUAAAGCUUCCACAAGUCAGGCGAUUGCCGAUUUGAUAAUGCUGGCUCUUGGAGCCUGUGCUGGGUACAUACGAGUUCGCGUGCAAAUUCAUAAAAUGCAUGGUUUGAUGCACGCUACCGGCUGUUUGGCACUCAACACACGAGCAAAGCUCUACGAUUUCGGUAUGGACGAGUUUGUCUGCAUAAUAGUAUUUUGAUUCUCACGGUGCCUCAGCUAAUUAGCGACUUUACAAACGAGAGAGAGUGUACCGUAUUACACGAGCCUAUAAAAGUCAUUAUCGGUCCUUGCUAAGUUUUGCACAUCAAACAGAUGACUGGUCUCGAGCACAUCCUGCUCUUGGUAGUUGUAAUUACUGCUGAAAGCUCACUUAAUUCUACUUAUUUUUAUUUAAUGCCGAAUACCGCCAUUGCCCAGAAGGCAGGAGAAACGCCACAUGAAGUCUUCCGUAACAAUUGAAGAGAAAAGUGACGGAACACUGAACGAGACAAAGGACGGCAAAGUUUCAAAAUUUAAUUAGCUAUGCUUCAUCAUUAUACUACCAUGCGACUUCCAGCACACGACAUCGCCGUAGUCGCCUGUGUCGCGUGUGCAUUAUUAAUUACCGAUCGGGCGUUGUAAAGCUACGUCAUUGGCAUCUCGCGCGUGUAACAUGUACUUUGUCCUAGGAGCGUUGAAAAGUUUCGGGAAACACACCGGAAGUGCUGUACCCGAUGCUGAAAGUUGCUGAAUCACCGUUUGCUGCUGCUGCUUUACGUUGCUGUUGCUGCUCCUGCUGCUCCUGCUGCUCCUGCUGCUGCGUCUGAGGUUAGUUUUGCCAAAGUGGUAAACAUGAUGCUCUUACUAAGAAACUAAUACCAUUAAUGUAACAAAGUAGCUAAUAGAGAAAGCUAUCAUUUUCCAAUAGAUUUGGAGAGACAUCCUCAGUAUAAUAACUUCCAGCGAAAUCAGUGCUAGUCUUUGAAUGUCAUCGACUUGUGAUGCAGAUGAAAAGAGGUCGAAAUAAAGUGUCCUUGAUAUUUACAACCAUUUAUUGGAACAAAGGGAAAAAGAGAUACAGAAAACAGCCAGAGUGUGAAAACGAACUCAUCCGUUCAGUGAAAAGUGAUGUAAACAGAAGAGCAAUAUUGAAAUGAGACAAACGGUGCGUUACAUUUUGUAACUACUGCGAAUUAUACGUCGGGCGAGUAGGAAAUGGGAGUGUUGGAUGAACUAGAAACAUGAUCGUCUAGCGAACAAUGCGUACGUUAUUUUCUGUCAACGUUUUAGAUACCAAUUGUAGACUUUGUUGUAAAUAAAUAGAACAAACAAAACCAGAAA